Messenger RNA from Zalophus californianus (California sea lion), 1554 nucleotides. RefSeq names its product family with sequence similarity 181 member B (gene FAM181B). The coding region runs from base 130 to 1410 and encodes 426 amino acids. NCBI's taxonomy places the organism in Eukaryota, Metazoa, Chordata, Mammalia, Carnivora, Otariidae. The record is from RefSeq and is a predicted model, not a curated record. The transcript has a single exon.
CGAGCCCGGCCCCGAGCGAGGAGGCUGCGCCGCGCGCGGCGCGCCAGGGCGGGAGCCGGGCCUGGGUCGCGGGCGGGAAUCGGCCAGGGGCGCACCAGCCGUACGGCGGGACGCCUGGGAGUUGCGGCGAUGGCGGUGCAGGCGGCGCUCCUCAGUACGCACCCCUUCGUCCCCUUCGGCUUCGGGGGCUCCCCGGACGGGCUGGGGGGCGCCUUCGGAGCCCUGGACAAGGGCUGCUGUUUCGAGGAUGAUGAGACCGGGACACCGGCGGGCGCGCUGCUGGCCGGCGCCGAGGGCGGGGACGUGCGCGAGGCCACCCGCGACCUGCUCAGCUUCAUUGACUCGGCGUCCAGCAACAUCAAGCUGGCAUUGGACAAGCCCGGCAAGUCGAAGCGGAAGGUGAACCACCGCAAGUACCUGCAGAAGCAGAUCAAGCGCUGCAGCGGCCUCAUGGGCGCCGCGCCCCCCGGCCCGCCCUCUCCAGGCGCACCCGACGCGCCGGCCAAGCGAUCCCUCGCCGGCCCCGGCGCCCAGAACGUCGCGGUCCCGCUCCACGGCAAGGCUGCCCCCCGGCGGGAGGCGUCGCAGGCCGCGGCUGCCGCCAGCCUGCAGAGCCGGAGCCUGGCCGCACUCUUCGACUCGCUGCGCCACGUCCCCGGGGGCGACGAGCGGGCUGGGGGUUCGGUGGCGGCGCCCGUGGCCGGGCUCGGUGGAGCGGGCGCUGGGGGCUCGGGAGGGGACGCGGCCGGCCCCGCGGGAGGUACGGCCGUCCCCGGCGCCAGGAAGGUCCCGUUGCGGGCCCGCAACCUGCCCCCGUCCUUCUUCACCGAGCCGUCCCGGGCGGGAGGCGGUGGCUGCGGACCGUCGGGGCCCGGCGUGAGCUUGGGCGACUUGGAGAAGGGCGCGGAAGCCGUGGAGUUCUUCGAGCUGCUGGGGCCCGACUACGGCGCCGGUACAGAGGCGAGUGUCUUGCUCGCCGCGGAGCCUCUCGAUGUGUUUCCCACGGGAGCCGCCGUUCUGCGGGGCCCCCCGGAGCUGGAGCCCGGUCUCUUUGAGCAGCCACCCGCGAUGGUGGGGAGCCUACUGUACUCCGAGUCCUGGAGCGCCCCGGGCUGCCCCCCGACCAAGAAGCCACCCCUGGCCGCCCCCCGCGGCGGCUUGACCUUGAACGAACCCUUGCGCCCCCUGUACCCCUCUGCGGCGGACUCUCCCGGCGGAGAGGACGCGCCCGGCCUUUUGGCGUCUUUCGCCCCCUUCUUCUCAGACUGCGCACUGCCCACGCCACCGCCGCCGCAUCAGGUGUCCUACGAUUACAGCGCGGGCUACAGCCGCACGGCUUAUUCCAGCCUCUGGAGACCGGACGGGGUUUGGGAAGGGGCGCCCGGGGAGGAGGGGGCGCACCGGGACUGAGGGAGAGGUACCGUUGCCUGUUUGCGACUGCUGUGGGGAGCUCCCGCCUCCGGGUUUCUCCUAAGCCUAAGAACGAUAGGAAAGUGCACGUGGAGAUGAAACGGGAUUUUAAAAUAUUCAAUUAAUAAAAGAAACUUAAAAAAA